AUGAUAGUGCACAGAUUUGCGCGGUGCUCUAAGGAUGUCAACAGCGGGCUUCGCGUUCAGUAUAACAACGCAUUCAGGGUUUUGAUGGGGCUGUCGCGAUUCUGUAGUGUAUCAGGGAUGUUCGCGGAGUACCGUGUCGAUUGUUUUUAUGCUACAAUGCGGAAAAUGCGCAUCUCUGGUGCGGAGAGUACGUGCCAGUACCGACAGCAUCCUGAGCAUGAUUGCGGGCAGGCUGGACUGUGCACUGCAGCGACUGUUGCAAUUCAACUGGUGGACGAUAGAGAUGCCGCACACGUGUUACCAUGUCUCAGUUUGCUAGCAUUGUGGCUGCUUGAGGUGUGGUGUGCUGAUAAACCAGAGCCAGGGACCCCCGUGUCCCCUUCUAGCCGGCCGGUCUGUCCGCCGCCGCCUGCAAAUUGUACCCUAGUUGCGGUUCAUAAAAAUAAUUAUGAUUUUAAAGUAGAUGGUAAACCAAUCCAGAUAACUCAUAUAACAGAAUUGAAAGAGUUGGAAAUAGUUUGUAACGACCAACCGAUCCUGGAAAGCGAAUCGCUGCCUAGCUUCUUAGACCCCAUCACUGUGUCCACGCUAGCGUUGUACAAGUGUUAUGGACCAAGAACCUCCUAUGUGAACCUACUUUCACAACUAAACAUAUUGACUCUUGCCUCAUUAAAAUUAACAUUAGGUCGAAAAAGAGAACUAUCCUCAACUAUACUGCCGCCACUUUUUGUCGAACUCAACAUCAGCAAAUUGGUGAUUUCUGGCGCAAUACGACACCCCAUAUACCCUGAUGACGAUUUUUUCGAGACAAUAGAAGGGUUGCAGCAUAUAGAACUUCGUGGCAUCUCAUUACCACCGCUGCCGUUGUCGAAUCAGUUGAAAUCUGUGUCAGGAACUUGGGGAGAAUCUAGUGGCGAGUGGGGCGGUUGCGAGCACCUCGAAGAAAUUGGGCUUUCCCAUUGGAAAUGGAAGGAACAUGCUGCUCCAUUGCGGUGGCUUGCAGGCUGCUCGCGAUUGCAGAAAUUAGAUCUGAUGAAUGUCGACAUUCAGAAAAUACUGGACAACGGGUUCAAGUUACCGUCCGCAGUACGAACUGUUGAAAUCAGCAGAUGCAAUUACAAGACUCUUUUGAUUCCAUCAGACUUCUUCAUCGACGCUUCAAAUUUAAGUCAUGUUGACUUGACUGCGAAUAACAUGUCCAGUUUACCCAGCAAUAUAUUUACAUCUGUAGCAGCGACGUUACAAUAUCUGGCGCUAGAUGCAAACCCGCUGGGAGAUCUGUGUGAAGUAAACACGAGUGUGCUUGAUGACAAUGGCAAUUCAACCGGGAGGGUGGUACUGGAUCUACAUUUACCAGCACUACAACGGUUGUCACUGUUGGGUACCGGCGCUAUGAAGAUCUGCGCAAACUGGCCUGUCAUAUUACCCUCCCUGACAUACCUCGAUCUCUCCUAUAACUCUAUCAGUGUUUUACAAUAUGAAGUUAUACAGUGGAUGGGCUCCCGGCAUUCUGAACUGCUCUUAAAGAACAACAAAGUGAAAACAAUCAUGUACAGUAGAUCUAACUAUGAACAUCUACUUAAAGACAACUGUACGCAGAACAAUGUUACAGUAAGUAUCAGUGAACGACUCAUUUGCGACUGCCGUACAUACUGGUUUGCGAAGUCCCAGACCGCCUGUCCCAACCACGUACUAUGGCGGGACACACCUAAAUGUACUUCUGAAAAACGAGUAUCAGAAACUCCACCCGAGGGGAUGAUAUGCGAACGGUACGGUGCGAACUGUUCAGCCGGCUGCGAGUGCUUCUCUAGGGAGGAUGUUGAAGCCACUAUAGCUAACUGCACAGACUCCACCUUAGAUCGGAUACCUAAAAUCCCGCGGAUGAGCCAUCUAUAUGCAGCAUCAAACCGUAUUAAUGAGAUCAAUAGCACGGAUAUACCUGAUUCACUCAUUUUUGCAGAUCUGAAGUACAACAGCAUCUCGCACAUAUCUGCGGAGGCGGCACGCGUGCUGUUCUCCGUUAGCGAACGGCGGGUGAUGUUCGCCGGUAACUUACUGCUCUGUGACUGCGACAACAGACCACUUCUUGAUGCUUUAAAUGAGCAUCAAAACCAGGUUUUGGACUACAAUUUGACGACUUGCCUUGACGAGACCCCGCUGACAUCCGUCAAUAUAGAAGAUCUGUGCGCGUUGCCUCCACCUGCACUCCUGCUGUACAGCCUUGCCCCAGUAGUGGUGUUUCUUAUAGCAUUGUUAGUGACGUCCGGCCUUUGUUACUAUUACCGACAUGAAUUAAAGGUACAGCUGUACGCACGUGGCGUCUGCAUGUGUUGGGUGCGGGAAGAUGAAUUGGACCGUGACAAGGUGUUUGACGCGUUCGUUUCGUUCUCACACGACGACAAACAGUUCGUUCACCAGAUCCUGGCUGUGGAGCUUGAACGAGAACCGUACGGCUUCAAGCUGUGCAUCCACUCCCGCGACUGGGUGCUCGGUGAGUGGAUUCCGACGCAGAUCGCAGCUUCGGUGGAGCAAUCGCGGCGAACUAUUAUAGUGCUGUCCCGCAGCUUUCUUAGCUCAGUAUGGGGCCGGCUAGAGUUCCGAACGGCACACAUAAACGCCAUGCAGGAGGGACGGGCCCGGGUUAUCAUAAUUUUGCUAGAGGAGGUACAAGAUCACGAAGAAUUGGAUGGAGAGUUAAAAGCGUAUCUCGCCUCGAAUACAUAUGUGAAGUGGGGUGAUCCAUACUUUUGGGAUAAGCUGAGGUACGCUCUGCCUCACCGACGUGGUGAGAUGAGGGCUCGUAGAGCUGGUGAAGAGGUGGCACGGGACCUGUUUCACAUAAUGUCGCAAACGGCUAUCAGGAAUGAGGACCCUGGGCGGACCGUGGUUCCAACCGCUGCACUGCCGGCCCCGCAGAUGUUAUGCAUCGAAGCUGCACCGGCGAUAGUUGCAGAAGAAAUUUCGAACUGAUUUUUUUGAUAACUU
This is a messenger RNA of Achroia grisella, 2985 nucleotides long. RefSeq names its product protein toll-like. Gene Ontology annotation, biological process: innate immune response; toll-like receptor signaling pathway. Lineage: Eukaryota; Metazoa; Arthropoda; Insecta; Lepidoptera; Pyralidae. The record is from RefSeq and is a predicted model, not a curated record. The transcript is spliced from 10 exons. Gene Ontology annotation, molecular function: transmembrane signaling receptor activity. Gene Ontology annotation, cellular component: membrane. Bases 1 to 2970 code for a protein of 989 amino acids.